This is a messenger RNA of Gilbertella persicaria, 7662 nucleotides long. RefSeq lists its product as uncharacterized. Gene Ontology annotation, biological process: regulation of GTPase activity. The record is from RefSeq and is a predicted model, not a curated record. The transcript is spliced from 16 exons. Bases 1 to 7662 code for a protein of 2553 amino acids. NCBI's taxonomy places the organism in Eukaryota, Fungi, Mucoromycota, Mucoromycetes, Mucorales, Choanephoraceae.
AUGCAGUCACAACUUUUCUUGCUUCGUACUCUGUCAGCAUGUAUGCAGCAUCAUUGGAAAUACUGUCAAGACUUGGAUAGCUCAACACAGCAGCAGCAAUAUAGUUAUAGUAACGGUUCAUCGUCACCUAGGCGACCAGCUCUAAAUCGAUUCAAUGCAACACCUCGUGAAUCCUGGGCAGCUCCAGAAGACUUGCCUUUUGCUACUAUUGAUCCGCCCCCUCUUGACGAUAGUCUUGCUAAGCAUAUUGUUCAUGUCAUGUCACGAUUCAUAUAUCAAAUUGGUGUUUUAGACGAACGAGAGCAUGGAUUAAUAGCAAAUCAUCCAGCAAGUGCGAUAUCCGUAGAUUCAUGUGUCGCUUCGACUGGACAAUCUUUACUAACAAACAUUAUGGUCGAUAUUUUCAAGGUUGCAAGCAAGAUUGUUGCUUAUGUCAGUGCCAGUAACUGGCCUGUCAUUUUCGCUAAAAUCAAAAGCCGAAUUCUCUAUCUAACAACGACUACAGAAGAGGCGCCUGAAAUAAUGGAUAUUAUGCUUUUGGAGUGUUCUUCCCUAAACCGCAAAAGAUUGAGCAUGGUUCUCACAGGUAAUGUUAUUUGCAAUGUACAACACCACUUGCUAAAUUUGGCCGCGCUAGAAUUAUGCAGCUCUGCGUUACAUCUCAAAAAACCAGCCCAAUUAUUUAUUGCAGUUAUGCUCAGGAGAGCAAUAUGGAACUGGAUCGAAAAUUAUACUGCAGAAUUUGCUUUGCUUUGUCAUCACCAACAUCGAAUUGAUGGAUCUCCCGAGAUUUUGUUUGAUAUUUUCAACUCCUUGGCGGAUACGACAGUGCGGAAGGCUGUUUUUUGGCCUGUUCAAACAAUGCUACUUGUGCUUUGUCCUGACAUUAUGCUUUCAACAUCAUUAGCUAGUGGUCGAGUAAACAAUAAGAAGAGUGCUUUUUUCAGCUCACUAAGAAAAGCAAUGAAAGGCGAAAAAAUGGGAGAAUUAGCAGCUGACGCAUACGAAAUUCGUCAGGUUGUUCCUGAUGCGGAAAAUGAAAUCAUUGAAAAGCUGUUCGACUCAAGUCGUGUUGUUGACAACGAACCUCUUUCUAAUAGCUUGGGUGUCUCUAUUGACCAAAGAUGCUUAAGAGCAGACUGCGUUGUUGCAAUUUUUCGAUCGGAUAUUGAGAAAACCAUCAAUUCAUUGAUUCCUACAUGUUUUAGUAGUAGAGCACCAACCAUUUUCAAGCUAAGCGUUGUUAAAGCUGCUGUAGCUAUUGCAUUAGAAGAAAAUCGACUACCAUGGAUACCUUCUAUUUCUACUUUAUAUGUGCCACUUUGCGAACGUAUUCGAAUGCUAUUCUUGGAGUUCUAUAAUCGUGAUAUCAAAGAAAAACUGGAUUAUUCUAAUUCACAGUCUUCCGCAUCCUCAAGAAAGACCUUAAUGAGCAACCCUGAAAAGCGUACUCUCCAAAGCAAAAGAGACGUUAGAUCUACUGCCAGUGAACGUCAUGAAUUAAUUUUAGAUGUUUUAAAACUAUACAAAACAGAUCCCCAGUUGGCUGUUCUUGGCAAUAACGAAAAUAAUUUUGAGCAAAAUGCAGCUGUAAUGGUGGCAAUAACAAACUGUUUAAAAGAUUGUAGCUCAUCGGUAAGAAGUGCAGCAGCAGACUGUCUUUAUAAGCUACAUACGCCUGAAUACAUUAUGCUAUGGGGAGCACCCAACAAAUACAUGGAGAGCUUUUGGAAAAUUUCAUCACAAAUUUUGUUUACAAUGGCGAAGCAACUUUUAGAUAACAGAGAACGGGAUCAUGGUCUUCGUGCGUCAUUAGAUCUCUUAAAACGCUUACUUGUCUCUCGAAACGACUUUUUAGAGCGACACCGUGAUCUGACAAUGUAUGGUAUUUACACCCGAGAAAGACUGCAAGCUUCAAUUGGCCUUGAAGUAGCACUUCUAGUCUCAUUAUGCUCCUCUGAUGUCGACAUAUGUACACUGGCUCUUGAUUGCUUUAAGUUACUUUGUACAGAGGUGCAUUUGACAGAAAGACUUGACGACCUUCAGCCUUCAUCAAUCACCAUUGUCUACAAUAUGAAUUGUUAUCUUGAACUAACAAAACAAACAGGUGUCGUUGCUGGAAGAAAAUCACAACAGCGCCACAUUCGUCGAGUUUUACGUAGAAUUAACCACAGCUCACCUGGUAUGCUGGCAGCAUGGGAAGAGGCAUGGAAAAGAUGGAAAUUUAUGACACCUAUCAUUGCUCGUUCAUCAGAAGACAACACAAGGGAAGAUAUUGUCUAUGAAAUCAAUCGAAAAGGCGGUGGGUUUACAUGGCAUGAUAAACUUCGAAGUAACACAUCACUUUCUUCACGACAUAUGACACCGCCUAGUGUAAAUUCCGCACGUGUGGAUAUAAUUGAUGAUGAAAGAUCUUCUGAAUGGCGAAACUACGCUGGAUUUCUUGCUGCUUUAGGUGGUGUAUGUUUAAUGGCAAGCAAUACCCCCGAAUCAUUAUCGCCUACCUCACUUCAUUCUAAAUCAACUGAAUUUUCUUCACACAACAAGCAUGUAAUGCAGCCUACGGAAGCAUCGUCUAUGAUUGACAAAUUUAUUAUGGAAAUGGUUGAACUGUUGGCUUGCGACAACCUAAUUGUACGCGAAUGGGUCAGAGAGAUACUAGGCGCAGAUCUAUCUCCAACUCUUUGUCAUAUCAUGUUUUAUCAUUUGGAAAAUACAUUAUCAAAGUGUUUUGGAUCAGAUAUUAGCAAUGGUCCAACCUGCAGUCCUCGAUAUACUCUUUUUGUAGAGCAAGCAAUUUUGGUUCUUAAGCAAGUGCUAGAUAGGCUUGAGCACAAGACAGAGAAUCUUUUUACAGUUGAUUUUAGUGUAUUAAUCAACCAAUAUGCGCUCUACUUGAACAAACUAGAAUUGAAUCAAACGUCACUCAAAAUCAAAAUCAAAAUGUGUCAAUUAGUAGAAGUUUUGAUGAGCAAAAAGGAGAGCAUUAUAUUAAGGCAAGAAUUCAAGCUAAGAAACAAAUUGCUUGAGAUCAUCAAACCCGAUACUGCUGUUCAAUCGUCCAGCUUUGAUGUUUCACAAAUAGAGAAGCUACAGAAUGACCUCGAUACAGCUUGUUUGAAAACAAUUGUUGUCUUGCUUCAUCAUUUACCGCUUCAGCCUUCAGAACCAGUCGUAGAAUCUGACGCAUUGGCUGUCAGAAGUAAAAUCUUUUACAAAUACUUUACUUAUUUCCUUAAACUGCUCAAUAGAUGUCGUAUUUCAGAGGCCGAGUCCGACUUUUCACAGACACACAGUUUUGAUUCCCAGUUUAUAAAUACGCCUGGAUUGGCAUCUUUGAAGAACUACACCAUAUUAGCAUUAUCGAAUCUUUUAGGUGCCAAUGUUGAUGCAGGUCUGAAGUACUCAUUUUCAAUGGGAUAUCACGAGGAUAAUCGAACACGAUCCGCCUUCAUGGAAGUCUUGACAAACAUCUUAAAUCAAGGUACUGAAUUUGAAACUUUGGCAGAUACAGUCAUGACAGACAGAUAUGAAAAGCUAAUUGAUAUGCUUGUCCAAAACGAACUCAUUUUACUCUCUUUGUGUGAUAUCUGUCCUUCAUCAGAUAUUGAUCAUGCUGCAACUCUGUUAUUCAGCUGGAAGUUCAAAAAACUGGCUAAAAACGAAGCAGACCUGUUCAGAAAAACCAGUAUAGCAACUCGUCUUCUUUCUUUGUAUACCAAGCAAAGUGGGGCUGAAUAUAUAAGAUCAGUUCUACUUCCUGUAUUUCAAAAACUCUCUGAACGCUCUCGCGAAGCAAAAUUUUUUGAGCUGGAUCCGUCUAAAAUUGGUCCUGAAGAAGAUAUCAACAAGAAUCGAAACAAUGUGACUGAGGCUACUGAAAUGUUUCUCAACGCUAUAUGUAGCUCCUUGAACAAAACUCCACGAUCAUUUCGAGAGAUAUGUAACUUUAUUCUUACAUCUGUUGUUGCAAAAUUUCCAGAAGCCAAAUACACAGCUGUUGGUUCGUUCAUAUUCUUACGUUUCUUCUGCCCUGCUAUCGUGUCUCCUGAUACAGAAGGACUGGUAAAAAAUACAGCAUUUAUUUCACGAGAAAUGCGUCGGGGACUUCUUAUUUCAACCAAAGUAAUUCAAAACCUUGCAAACAAUGUUCUUUUCGGUGCCAAAGAAACUUACAUGAUUGUACUCAAUGAUUUCCUUACGACAAAUAUUUAUAAGGUUGCUAAUUUCUUAAGAGAAAUUUCAAAAGUUCCUGCCGAUUCUAUAACGGAAGAACUAGUAGAGAUUCCUCAAUUAGACGACAAAACUUACGUAAUGCUGCAUCGAGUAUUGUAUAAUAACAUGAACACCGGACGUAUUGCAGGAUCUAUUACCCAGCAAAUCCACCAAUUCAAAGACGAAGAUUUGAUAAGUGCGUCGAAACGAGACUUUGACAAGUUUUCUACUUUACUUGCUCAAUUAGGUAGACCUCCCGAAGUGACCCAGAGAGACUCGACUGUUUCUAAAAGCUAUGUUUACACUGCAUCAAAUCAACUCUAUGCUGAUUUUAUGCGACGUAAUAGUCAUCGCAACGUAGAGUCAAUCGUUUCAAAAAACAUAUUCUAUGAAGGCGGUGUUUCUAAAGCUGGUCGACCUGUAUUCUACUUAAUUAUGCGCCGAAUCAUAGCAGAUAGUAUUGAUUUCGAAUUGCUAGUUUAUCAUGCUCUUCAGACUCUAGAGCGUGCUUCUAAUCGUCAAUAUGAGCUAUUCAUUGAUAUAACUCGGUUUGGUCGCAACAACGAAAUUCCCGUUCAAUGGGUCAACCAAAUAUUACAGUUGAUGGGCGAAGACAAGCUGGAAAAUGUUGCUGUAUGCCACAUGUACAAUCCAGAUACUUAUCUCAGAACUUACGCGAAGAAGCUCUCAAGACCAAUACCUCACAAGUUCACUAAACGAGUUAUUUUUGCAGUUACCCUAGCUGAAGUACAUGAAAAUAUAUCUCCUUCAGAAGUGAAACUUCCCAAAUCUACAACUUCUCUAGAAACUGAUCCAAACGCUGCAUUCUUUCCUGUCAACAAAGUAUUGAAAUACAGUACACAACUUCCUGUCACUCUUAAAAUCAGUGCCGAAUUUAUUCAAGUAAUGUCUGCUCGAAAACAAGAAAUCUACUAUGGACUUAACACUGUAGUUAAUGACAUAUAUCACAUGUCAGAGAUAGAAGAUAUCACAUCAAUCCAAAACGAUCGAACUCCUGAUCAGUCGUAUGAAUUCAGCUAUAGGUGCACUCGUGAAAAUGCAGUACUUGUUUUCAAUUCACCAAAAAGAGACGCCCUUGUCAAUACGAUUCGUCAUAGUAAACGCUGUUAUGAGAUGACUCGACCUACAAACAUUACAGAGCGAACGAUUCAACCUAGUGACGUUCCUGGAAGACUUUUAAAUAUGGCAUUACUGAAUCUGGGUAGCGACGAUCCUAACUUGCGGUUAUCAUCUUAUAAUCUAUUGUACGCGCUGAGUCGAGUUUUUAAUUUUGAUGUUGGAAAGCAACUUAUGAACGCAAAAGAUUUAUGUCUUCCUUCCAAUAGUACUGAGUUCAUUGUAAAUAUCAGUGAAAGAAUAGCCGUGAAAGAGCCAUUUCUUACCCUUGAAUUCUUGAAUGAAUGUAUUGUGGGAUAUGGAAAGUCAGAACAAAGCUCACGUUACUUAUGUCUACUUUACAUGAUUCCAUGGCUUCCAAACCUAUCUCUUUAUUGCGGCAAAUUUUCUCCAGAUAUUCAAAAGACUAAAGAAUUAUUGCGACUCUUGAUCGAUCUUACAUUAACAGGAGAUAUGUCGAAGUUGAUUCAAGCUAAAAUCUGGAAGACACUUGCCAAAGUUGAUGACGUUCUCAAUUUGAUUAUUGAAACAUUUAUUCAGGUAUCAAACGAAUACGGGCUUGGCUCUGCACAAGCUGAAGCUUUGGCUGAUACUCUUGUCACGUUAUCCAAUAUCACUGUUCGAUCAAAGCUCAUUUCUUACUUGCGUAAUGUAAUUCAUCGCUCUUCCUUUAAACCAACAAAGUCGCUUACUGAGCAUCCCUCAUGGCCUGAAAUUGCGAUUCUUAUACGGUUUGAGCUAAUGCUAUCGUUUAAUAACCGAGGUCCAGUCAAGACGAUUAUACCAGAAAUACUUCACGUUGUUUCUCUUGUCGCAGGCGUAGGAUGUACCAUAGUUCGUGCUUCUGUUCAUGGUAUUGUUGUAAAUAUGAUACAAUCAAUUUGUACAACAUUACCUCUCUCUGCAGCAAACAUCAAGAAGCUUCAAUUGAUAAUGACAGAACUAUCAGAAUCAAAGUGUCGCCUACUCUUCGGUCUCAAUAGAUCCAACACAAAUGCAUUUACAAUAAGUUCGGAAACUUUGAAUGAUAUAACUGAGCCUAUACCUCUCAUGUCGUUAGAGAAUAUAGUCAGUAAGUUAUCAGAAGUCAUAAAUUAUGCAGCUCCUACAUCAGAUAUUGCCAAUUUCUGGAGAGCACGAUGGAUGAGUUUAGUCGCAAGUACAGCUUUCCAAUUCAAUCCUGCUGUACAGCCCCGAGCUUUCGUCGUCCUUGGCUAUUUAGGAAGAGAGGAAAUUGACGAUGACCUACUCUAUCAAAUUUUGGUUGCUUUGCGUGGCGCACUUGCUAUAUUCAACGAAUCCGAUACAUAUCUUGUGACAAGUAUUAUGAUGUGUUUGAAAAAUGUUGUUGGUAGCCUACCUGGCGAUUCUCGUUAUCUUUUGCAAUUAUUUUGGGUAGCUGUCGCAUUAGUUGAACUAAACACAGGUUCUAUGUUUACUAUGGCUGUUGAGCUCUUACAGUCUGUCCUUCGGGCAAUUGAUUCCAAUGGCUUCUUUACAGGCGACUCAAUGACUGACGUACUGCUAGCAGUACGGGAACCUAUAGCUGAUGUUGCUCGUCAACUAGACACCUUGUGUGGUGUGAACUUCGAUAGCCACUUUUCUUUUGCUGUUGCAGGUGUUCUUAUGAAGGGAUUUCGUUAUAGCGAUGUCAAAGAUGCAGUAUAUCAUGGUCUCUUGACUUUUAUGGAUAUUGAGCGAAAGCAAACUAUUCGAGACAAAUUAUAUGAAGGAAACAGCAUAAUUGAUGCAUCAACUUUGGGAUAUGUAGCUGAAAUGCUCCCUAUUGCAGCAAAAAAUGAAUCCGUUGACGAAUUGUUGCGAAUGGCUGGACUUACAGAAACAGAUGCUGAUAGUCACGCACUCAAUGGAAAAGCAUACACCGGAAUAAUUGAUAAACUGGAGAUUACGGACAAUAGCACGGCUUUGCUUCUGAUUUCGUUACUUGCCACAAUGUUGAAUGCAGCAGACAAUGAAUUAGAGAGACUUUUUAUCUAUGGUCUUCUAUCAGAAGCUGCAGUAACAUUGCCAGAGGUGUUUUAUUAUGUAUAUGAUUCUCUGCUACCUAAAAUGAAUCAAAUUGUUAUAAGUAGCCAGACCCAAUCGAUUUUGGAAUCUGUUGAAUCCAUCCUAAUAACAGUAUGUUCGGAUCCCGUCUUCACUGAUACAAAAAAUAGACCUUCAUUGGGAAUAUUAUUAGAUAGAUUGGGGUUCUCUGCAUUAGGCGAUUCCACUUUUGGUGCUAAUUCCAAAUUCAACCUACAACGUGCAAAGCUUGCUAGUGAAUUAAUAGAGCGAAUCAUAUCUUAA